GCGUCUGCCACCCCCUUGCUGGCUGGCAGCGGCACAGUCUUGGGUCCAUUUUCUGUCUGUGCAAAGUCCGCAGGAAUUUCAGGCACUGGCGGCCUCCUGUUUGCUUUGCUGAGCUGUUUGCUCUGUGGGGACCAGACACCAAUAGCCACACUUACUGUGCAGGGACCCUAGAGCUUCACUGGGCCUCCUGUCACCCAGGAGAAUGAAGACAGGGGCAUGGGCCAGGAGGUCUCUGGUAGAGCUGUUUCUCCUGUGCACUGCCCUGGGCUGCCUCAGUUUACCUGACUCCAGAGGUGAAAAACCCAUUUUCCUUGAGUCAAGGGCAGCCAACAGGAGCCUGGCUAAGAGCAGACAGGUGCGAAGUGUGGACGGUGCCCCUACGCCCAUCGACUGUGAACUGUCCAGCUGGUCCUCCUGGACUGCAUGUGACCCCUGCCAGAAGAAAAGGUAUAGACAUGCGUACUUGCUCAAGCCCUCUCAGUUCCAUGGGGAACCGUGCACCUUCCCCGACAAGGAUGUGGAAGACUGUGCUGCCAGCAGACCAUGCAGAAAUCAAGUGCGAUGUGAAGGCUUCCUGUGUGCACAGACAGGGAGGUGCAUAAACCGCAGAUUUCUUUGCAAUGGGGACAAUGACUGUGGAGACCAGUCGGAUGAGGCAAACUGUAAAAGAAUUUAUAAAAAAUGCCAGAAUGAAAUGGAGCAAUACUGGGCAAUUGACCGUCUGGCCAGUGGGAUAAAUUUGUUCACCAACACUUUGGAAGGCCCUGUUCUAGAUCACAGGUACUAUGCUGGUGGAUGCUCUGCCCACUACAUCCAGAACACGAGGUUCAGGAAGCCAUACAAUGUGGAGAGCUACACCGCACAGACUCAAGGCAAAUAUGAAUUCACACUCACAGAAUAUGAGUCGUAUGCAGAUUUUGAACGCAAUGUCACAGAGAAAACAACUAGCAAAGCUAGCUUCAGCUUUGGUUUUAAAAUACCUAAAGUAUUUGAACUUGGAGUCAAUGAGGAAACUGAUCAAGGCAAGCAUUAUAUUAGCAGAAUCAAACGAUUCUCUCAUACUAAAAGCAAGUUUCUGCAUGCACGCUCUGACCUUGAUGUGGCACAUUACAAGCUGAAGCCCAGAAGCCAUAUGCUUCACCAUGAAUUCCUCCAGAGAGUCAGGCAGCUGCCCUUGGAAUACAGCUACGGGGAGUACAGAGAUCUCUUGCGGGACUUUGGCACCCACUACAUCACAGAGGCUGUGCUCGGGGGUGUUUAUGAGUACACACUUGUGAUGAACCAAGAGGCCAUAAAGCGAGCAGAUUAUUCCCUUAAUGACAUCCACAACUGUGCCAAAUAUGAUUUCCGAGUUGGUGCUGACAUCCGAGGAGUCUAUGUCAAACUGGGUGUGUCAGAAGACAAAUGUAGGAACAUCCUGAAUGAAAUAAAAGACAGGAACAAGAGGAGCACCAUGGUGGAGGACUUUGUGGCCCUUGUGCGGGGAGGGGCGAAUGAGCACAUCACCACCUUGGUCUAUAAGGAGCUGCCAACGGCUGACCUGAUGCAGGAGUGGGGAGACGCAGUGUGGUACAACCCGGCCAUCGUCAAAGUAAAGGUGGAGCCUCUUUAUGAACUGGUGACAGCCACAGAUUUUGCCUCCUCCAGCACAGUGAGACAGCACAUGAAGCAGGCCCUGGAGGAGUUCCAGAGCGAAGUCAGCUCCUGCCACUGUGCCCCCUGCCAUGGGAACGGAGUCCCUGUCCUGAAAGGAUCUCGCUGUGACUGCAUCUGCCCCCUUGGUUUCCAAGGCCCAGCCUGUGAGGUCACCAACCGAAAAAAUGUCCCCGUCGAUGGGAACUGGAAUUGCUGGUCCACCUGGUCAUCAUGCUCCGGAGGACUAAAAACAAGACAAAGACAGUGCAACAACCCAGCUCCGCACAAUGGGGGCAGCCCCUGCUCCGGCCCCACAUCAGAAAUGGCCAACUGUUAGGGGAGGGAGCAGAUGACACCAAUGAGCUGCAGAAAGUGGGGGGCCUGGGGACCCCUGGGCCUCUGCCCAUACCACCCCACUCCAGCUCCCACUGUGGCCCACUCAAGAUAGAGCGAGGACAGCGCCAUUCGGGCCUGGAAGGUAGAGAUGCUAGUUUGUAAAAUGCACGAUUACUUAAAUCAAUAGAGUUAAAAGCACUGGCAUUCCCAAAGAGGACCUUAUAAAACUCAUAUCUCCCACACUAUACUUUCAUUUCACUCUCAUUUAUUACUGGAGGAGUUCUAUGCUGCUGGUAGUCCCAUCCUCUAGCAGUGAUGACUGGCAUACAGUAGGUGCCUAACAAGGAACUGACAAACGGAUAUGAAGUUGUUCUUUCCUUGAUGAGUACAGGUUCAGGUUCAGCAAUUAUGGCAGCUCGAGUUUCUUGCAUACCACGAUGUGCCAGCCACCACUUCACAGUCUCAGUGCGUUCACAGCCAUCUCCCAAGACAGGUACUCUUCCUUAUUAGCCCUACUGAAGAGUCAGGGGAACGGAGGCUUAAAAAAGUUCAGACACUCGUCCAAGGCUACACAGAAGGUGGGCAAGCUGGGCUGCACCCCGGGGCUCUAGAAGUGUAAACUUGGAGCUUUGAUGGUCUCCUGCCUCUCAGUGCAUCAGCAUCUGGUUAAUAAAGGAUUUUUCACAAAAUAAAAAGCAGAAGAAAGCA
Messenger RNA from Fukomys damarensis (Damara mole-rat), 2679 nucleotides. RefSeq names its product complement C8 beta chain (gene C8b). The coding region runs from base 203 to 1972 and encodes 589 amino acids. Gene Ontology annotation, biological process: immune response. Gene Ontology annotation, cellular component: membrane attack complex. The transcript is spliced from 12 exons. Gene Ontology annotation, molecular function: protein binding. The record is from RefSeq and is a predicted model, not a curated record. NCBI's taxonomy places the organism in Eukaryota, Metazoa, Chordata, Mammalia, Rodentia, Bathyergidae.